GCCUAGAGAUAAAUACGGAUCAAAAGAAGAGAAAAGAAUAGCUCAAAGUUUCUGUAUAUAUUUUAUUAUCAGUUGGAAGAAAGAAUAGAAGAAUUGUGUAAGGCAUUGAGAAGAAAAAAGUAAGAAGGAAAAAUGGCAAGGACAGUGGCAAGAAGCUUAGCAGGACCAUUGUUGUUUUUAAACUUACUAAUGUAUCUUAUCACUUUGGGUUUUGCUAGUUGGUGUCUCAACAAAUUUAUCAAUGGCCAAACCAAUCAUCCUAGUUUCGGAGGAAACGGAGCGACAAUGUUCUUCCUAAUAUUCGCGAUAUUAGCAUCGGUGUUGGGAAUAAUAUCGAAGCUGCUAGGUGCAAAUCAUCUAAGGGCAUGGAGAAAUGACAGUCUUGCUGCAGCUGGUUCCUCUGCUAUAAUAGCAUGGGCUGUAACUGCACUUGCAUUCGGAUUGGCAUGCAAGCAGAUAAACAUAGGAGGAUGGAGAGGAUGGAGGCUAAGAGUUCUUGAAGGUUUUACUAUAGUUCUUGGAAUCACUGAACUACUUUAUGUUCUCAUGCUUCAUGCUGGAUGGUUCAACAGUACCUACGGUCCAGGCUACAGGGAUAAUGAGUACGGCGUCGGUGCACCACAUGGCGGAGCCGGAGUAGGAGAGAAGGGUACCGGUUACACCGGAGCUAGGGUGUAGUUUGGUUCUAGUUUAAGUUCAUGUUUGUACGUCGUGAGAAUUUUGUGUAAGCUGGAUAUUAUAGUGUUUAGAUUUGGGCUCUUUUGGGUACUGAACUAUGUUUGUUAAAAUAUUUAUUUGGAUGUUUUAUUGUGCUUUUAAA
Molecule: messenger RNA, 820 nt
Organism: Lycium ferocissimum
Lineage: Eukaryota; Viridiplantae; Streptophyta; Magnoliopsida; Solanales; Solanaceae
Product: membrane protein PM19L-like
Exons: 3
Coding region: 133-678 (181 amino acids)
Source: RefSeq, a predicted model, not a curated record